AUGACGAUGGAUUAUCGCAACCCCUACAGUGUCUAUCCCGAAUAUUACUGCCCUCCGUACCAAGCAGCAGGGUAUCAGUACCCUCCACAGCAGCAUCACUAUCAUCCUCAGCAACAGCCGCAGUAUUUAGAACAGACUGCAGCUGCGGGUCAGCAGAAGAGCUACAACAGUACGGCGACUGGGCCAUCGAUACACCCUCAGCACCCAUAUCUUUCUCAGCAGCAACAACAGCGGUCCCAGCAGCAGCAGCAGCGGUCACAACAGCAACAGCGACCCCAAAACUACCACUCUGCCUUCCAUCAGAACAAUCAACUUCAACAUCAUUCACAUUAUUCUCCGUAUUUGCCAAAUUUCCUGGUGAGCUCUGGAACAGGACUGACCCCAAACCUGACCCCAACAACUGUAGCUACGAUUGAACAAUCAUUCCUGGAGCUGCAGUCUGCUCAACAGAAUAGGGCAUGGGAGCCUGUGAUACAAAGUGGGUUCGUGCCCCCAGUCAUCGACGCCGGCCACAGCACCGAAGUCUCCCAAGACAGCCAGGAAUAUUCUUCCGAGUAUUCUGAUGCCGAGUGGGAACCGGCUGUUAAAAGGGGUCGAGGAUCACAGGGGAUGAAAGAUAUUAACAAUGUGGAUCUCAUUGUCACAUCGAAUGGCACCAUCAAUGCCGCUCCCCAGCGCAAGUACACAAGGAGAAAUAAAGAUGAGAAGCUACCACCGGAAGAAGAAGAAAGGCGACGAGUGCGCAGAGAACGCAACAAGCUGGCUGCUGCCAAAUGUCGACAGAGAAGAGUGGAUCAUACCAACAUCUUGGUUGCG
Molecule: messenger RNA, 816 nt
Organism: Candidula unifasciata
Lineage: Eukaryota; Metazoa; Mollusca; Gastropoda; Stylommatophora; Geomitridae
Source: the annotation of a GenBank genome assembly